This is a messenger RNA of Durio zibethinus, 1788 nucleotides long. Its product is annotated as translocator assembly/maintenance protein. Gene Ontology annotation, molecular function: phosphatidate cytidylyltransferase activity. NCBI's taxonomy places the organism in Eukaryota, Viridiplantae, Streptophyta, Magnoliopsida, Malvales, Malvaceae. Gene Ontology annotation, cellular component: mitochondrion. The record is from RefSeq and is a predicted model, not a curated record. Gene Ontology annotation, biological process: cardiolipin biosynthetic process; CDP-diacylglycerol biosynthetic process.
GUAUGGACAGCUGCUCCUCAUUUCGGCCCGCCAACCAAACCUAAAAACGAAGAGUUUAAAAUCUGUUUGCCUUGCUUACCUGUCAACUGAAAAGCAAUGUGGAUGAUUGAUUGGAUGGGUCAAGCCCACUCGGUGUUUGGGGACUAUGUAGGCCGACUAAUCUUUGGGGAUUCUAAAACCCUAAUUCUUAAACCCUUAAAACGCUAAUCGUCGUGCGGAGUUUUUAGGUCUGUGUCAGGCGAAGGUUUUUUGUUUUUUUCUUCUUUGUAACUUAUGUAAGCAAUUUUUAAAUUGCUUUUCAUUCAACAAACCUAAUUGAAACAGGGUUUGCACUAACAAAUCCAACCUUUUCUUGUCCAGCACUAGCAGGUGACAAGUAACCAAAAAUUAACAAUUAAAGUAGUUAUGGAUGAUGAGAAGAGAGCUCAUCUCUUGAGUUUUCUCAAAGUUAUUCCUCCGGUAGACUUCUGCUGUGUCUAUGGCUCAGUUCUCCAUACAACCAAUCAUGACAAGUCAACCAUGGUAGACUACAUUCUUGGCGUGUCUGAUCCCCUGCAAUGGCAUUCUGAGAAUCUAAAAAUGAAUGCAGAUCAUUACGCGUCAUGGAUGGUGCUUCUUGGUGGGGCAAAACUGGUUACUGAAGUUGCAGACAAAAUAGGAGUAGGAGUACACUUCAACCCGUUUGUUACUUGGAAUAACAAGAUGUUCAAAUAUGGAGUUGUUCGAAUGCAUGACUUGGUUCAAGACAUUUUAAAUUGGGAGAGGUUGUACUUGAGUGGUCGUUUACAAAAACCGGUAAAUAUGCUUGUGGAUAAUUUGGACAUCAAAGAUGUAAAUUCUGUUAACUUGCGAGCUGCAGUGUCUGCUGCUCUCCUUCUCUUGCCACCCAAAUUCACAGAGGUUUGCUUCCUUGCCAUUCGUCCUCUUAGAAUUACUAUAUUUGUAAUCAGUUUUGUUUUCAUGCAGGAAGACCUUUAUGCCAAAAUAUGUAGCCUGUCAUACAUGGGUGACUUGCGAAUGUUUUUUGCAGAGGAUCGAAAUAAGGUGAAGAAGAUUGUACAAGGGCAGUUUGAUUUAUUCCAGUCCAUGUAUAAGCCAUUCCUUGAGGAGUAUGAAGGCAAAGACUUGUUGAGAUUUUCAUCAUCUGAAAAUCAACAUGCAAAUAUAUAUCAGGAUUGUGGCUUACCAGUAGCUCGUUCACAUGUUUCUUUCCUUCCUCCAGCUAUUAGAAGUCUAAUGGGGAUAAGGCUAGGAAGGAAGAAAGUAACUAGUGAAUCUGUUCAGGCAUUGCAUGAAGUUGUUAUUGGCUCAAGAGAAGAGGCUACAAAACGCAUGCAGAAGGUUUUGAGGCGAACAGUCAUGGUUUCAAGUGCAAGGCAAGCAGUAUCUGGUCUACUGACUGUUGGUGGUGUUAAAGCUGCUAGAUAUCUCACCAAUAAAAUGCAGAAGGCUUGGAGAUCAUGGACUUGAUCACAUGACACUUUGCAUUUAAAUUGUAAGUCGAGCUUACUAUUUAAGACAGGCUGCUAGAGAACUGUUAUUUUUUCGUUUACUGUUAAAACGAUUAUACCGUGCCGUCUUUCUUUAGACUGAUUACUCUUCCUUUUUUAAGCCCUCUUGCCUAUAAACCCUUCAUUCAGAGGGCAAAUGAACUUCGGCUACAACGAAAUGGAGAUGUUAGAAAUAACUGCAAAAUAAAUCCAAGCUGCUACAUUGUGAGCCAAAAUAUGUUCAAGAUUUCUGGUCACCGUUUAUGCUAAGAGGCAAAAACAAAAAAAUUUUCUUGAA